UAAUCUUAAUUUUAAUAUCAGGUUUGGCUCUCGCUUUCAUUUCCUCACCUGAUGCAUCUCAGCAGCAUCUAAUAACAUGAAUCUUCUGCAAGGUCAAAUUGACAAGAGAGAGAGAGAGAGAUUGAUUAAAUCUUCCACACAAGAUAGUGAACAGACAAUGUUACCAUCAAACUUCUUAAGGUUGUUGGAUUCACAGAGCAAACUCUAUUUGGGUUGCCAGGACUUGUCCACACUAAUCCCCUCCUAUCUUCACCGCCUCAAACUCUGCACCAAACACCAAGCCCCAUUAAAUGCCAAAAAAAUCCAUGCCCAGAUCGUUAAAAGUGGCCUAAACCAAUGCCAACCCUUACCCAACACGCUCUUGGAUGCGUAUGGCAAAUGUAAUCUGCUUCAAGAUGCACAUUACCUGUUCGACGAAAUGCCUCAAAGAGACCAUGUCUCCUGGGCCUCGAUUCUCACUGCAUACAAUCAAGCAAAGCUCCCCAACAAGACUCUAUCUAUUUUCCAUUAUAUGUUCACUACUGAUAGGCUUCAACCGGACCAUUUUGUGUAUGCUACUCUCCUUAAGGCGUGCGCUAGCUUAUGCGCUUUAAGGCUAGGCAAACAAGUGCAUGCUCGCUUUGUUUUAUCCCCUUUUGUUGAUGAUGAUGUUGUUAAAUCAUCUUUGGUUGAUAUGUAUGCAAAAUGUGGAUUGCCAAGUAUUGCGCGUAGUGUAUUUGAUUCAAUUUUGGUGAAAACGUCAGUUUCUUGGACCGCAAUGUUAUCUGGGUAUGCUAGGAGUGGGUUAAAAGAUGAGGCUAUGGAGUUAUUUUUAAGGACUCCAGUAAGGAAUUUGUAUUCUUGGACUGCUUUGAUAUCUGGAUUGGUGCAGAGUGGAUAUUGUAUUGAUGGUUGUUAUAUGUUUAUUGAAAUGAGAAGAGAAGGGGUUGAUAUAGUAGACCCAUUAGUCCUUUCAAGUGUAGUUGGUGCCUGUGCUAAUUUAGCAGUUUUGGGACUUGGAAAGCAAAUUCAUGGCCUAGUUAUUGGUUCUGGCUAUGAAUCUUGCUUGUUUAUAAGCAAUGCACUUGUGGACAUGUAUGCAAAAUGUAGUGAUAUUUUUGCAGCCAGGAAUGUUUUUAAUAGAAUGCUUCAUAGAGAUGUUGUCUCGUGGACUUCUAUAAUAGUUGGGGCAGCUCAGCAUGGAAGAGCCCAGGAAGCAUUGGAUUUAUAUGAUCAAAUGGUUUUAGCUGGAAUAAAACCAAAUGAAGUGACCUUUGUUGGAUUGAUCUAUGCUUGCAGCCAUGCUGGGUUAGUUAGCAAGGGCCGAAAACUUUUUAAGGCGAUGAUUGAGGAUUAUAGGAUUAGUCCCUCCUUGCAACUCUUCACAUGCUUCUUGGACCUUCUUAGUCGAUCUGGGCACCUCAACGAGGCUGAGGAUCUGAUUAAAACAAUGCCGCAUAAGCCUGAUGAACCUACAUGGGCAGCUUUAUUAAGCGCUUGCAAACACCAUGGAAAUACUGAAAUGGGACUGAGGAUUGCUGAUCGUCUACUGAGCUUGAAUAUGCAUGAGCCUUCAACCUAUGUACUGUUAUCUAAUGUUUAUGCAGGUGCUGGUAAGUGGGAACAGAUGUCAAGAGUUAGAAAGUUGAUGACAGAUAUGGAAGUUAAGAGGAAGCCUGGUUAUAGUUCCAUUGACCUUGGAAAGGAAAGCCAAGUAUUUUAUGCUGGGGAAACAUGUCAUCCCAUGAAGGAUGAAAUAUUUGGUUUGCUUAAAGAAUUAGAUGCAGAGAUGAGGAAAAGGGGUUAUAUACCUGAUACUAGCUAUGUUCUACAUGACAUGGAAGAGCAAGAUAAAGAGCGGGAGCUUUUCUGGCAUAGUGAGAGAUGGGCUGUAGCUUAUGGACUGCUUAAGGCUGUUCCAGGAACAGUCAUACGGAUUGUGAAAAAUCUUCGUAUUUGUGGAGACUGCCAUACCUUUCUCAAACUCACUAGUAGAAUUGUGCAUAAAGAAAUUAUUGUCCGAGAUGCCACAAGGUAUCAUCAUUUUAAAGAUGGAAGAUGUUCAUGCAAUGAUUUUUGGUGAUUAUGAUUCAAAAAUAGCUCUCGAAGUUGCAGUGGAUAUAGCAAGAAGGCUCUGAAACAUAAAAGUUAAUAUCUUUAAGAAAUUAAUUUUCCCCAUUA
Populus nigra (black poplar) is the source of this 2160-nucleotide messenger RNA. RefSeq names its product pentatricopeptide repeat-containing protein At4g14050, mitochondrial. NCBI's taxonomy places the organism in Eukaryota, Viridiplantae, Streptophyta, Magnoliopsida, Malpighiales, Salicaceae. The transcript has a single exon. The coding region runs from base 77 to 2062 and encodes 661 amino acids. Gene Ontology annotation, molecular function: RNA binding; zinc ion binding; protein binding. The record is from RefSeq and is a predicted model, not a curated record. Gene Ontology annotation, biological process: RNA modification.